Tigriopus californicus is the source of this 1463-nucleotide messenger RNA. Its product is annotated as tripartite motif-containing protein 2-like. Gene Ontology annotation, molecular function: protein binding. The coding region runs from base 250 to 1248 and encodes 332 amino acids. NCBI's taxonomy places the organism in Eukaryota, Metazoa, Arthropoda, Copepoda, Harpacticoida, Harpacticidae. The transcript has a single exon. The record is from RefSeq and is a predicted model, not a curated record.
UCGUAAGGGCCUCAAUUUGGUCUUCAUCAUCAUUGUCAUCAUCGUAUCCAAACCUCAAUGUUCCAUUGAUUUAGCAUGAAAAGUGUCGGAGACGCCGAAGCCAUGAUCAAGACAUUGGCGAACGAAAUCCCUGGUCAGCAGGCCUCCGCCCUUCAGGCACGAAAAUUUCAAACCCACCCUACCAUCCAAUGGUCGCCCGUCUAGCGUUUAAACGCCAACAACAACACUAAUAACACUAACAAUAGUUCUAUGGUGAGUUCAUUGCUGCCUGAGGAGCAUCCCUCACCAACGCUGGACCUCAUCAAGGCCAGCAACGAGAGUGAUCGCGUCCCGACCCUCAAGGAGUUGCUCAAGACUUUUCCUAAUCCCAUCCAAGGACGAUCCGUGCAUUUCCUGCCGGCCACUUUGAUCUGGUCCGUCCCAGUCGAAUAUCCCAUGGGAAUUUGCGUCUUGGCGGACAACCGAUUACUCCUCACUCAGUCCCAAGCCAACGCCGUCCAAUUGCGGGACCGGGCCUCGGGACGGAUCUUGGCCACGAUUGGUUUGCCCGAAGGACAGACAUGGAAGCGACCCAGCGACGUGGUGGCCUUGGCCGAUGGUCGCUUUGGUGUGCGCGAUGAUUUCGGGAUCCGGAUCUUCGAUGACGAGGGUGGGUUUAUCAUGAAAGUGGGCGAUGAACGAUUAGGUCGAUGUUAUGGAUUAGCGGCUGACGGGAAAGGUCACAUGCUCACAUUGAAUACGAAUGCCUUUGGUUUUCCGGAAAAGAAUGUCACGGCCAAGGGUCAGACCGACUUGUUGUACAUCGAUAUCAAUACCGGAAGUAUUGUACGCCAAGUCGAGUUGUGCGAUAUCAUUGCGAAUGCCGCCUUGUCGAAAUGUAGAUUCCUCCAUUGCCGAGGCUCCAAGAUCUAUGUGGUGGAUCUGGGUUUGGAUCAGGUUUAUGUAUUGGAUAGUCUCAAGACCUGGGUGCGGAAGUUUGGAUCCUCAGGUAAGUUCUUUGGACAAUUUGCGGAUCCCGCUGGAUUGGUGACAGAUCGCAAGGGAGUCACCAUGGUGGCCGAUAGUCGAAAUCAUCGGGUUCAAAUUUUUGACCGACUUCGCAACUUCAUAGGCUUUGUGAAGUUUGACGUGCCCAUCAAAAGACCAUCGGCCAUUUAUCUUGAUUAUGAAAACGAGGGACAACCCGUUUUGUAUGUGCUUAACUUAUGGGGUAAAACCGCCGCCAAAUACCUAAUUUCUAUGCCUUAAAAACUUAUGAAUCAAUGCGCUCCUUUCGAGCGAUGUGUUUCCGGUGGCUUGUUAUUGUGUCAUAUUUUUUUCUGAUGAAGGAAUCACUUGAGCGAAUACAAGAAUUUGCUCUGCCAGAAUAUAGAAAGAAUCCAAAGAACAAAAGAAUCCUUGCUCUUGGUCUGCCCAGCAUUUUUUCUCAGAGUUGCGUUGAAAUAUAACUGAUCAAAAUAGUC